AUGGACGGUAGAGGUGGAUGUUGCAUAGCAAGAUAUGGCGGAUACGGUGGUCGCUACGGUCUCUCCAAAGCUGAUCGAAUCAUGCUUCGAUUCCGUCCGAUCGCUCCUAAACCGGCCAGCGACAGCGGAGGUAGUUCUCCCGUCGCUGCAAAGUAUGGCUCCACCACGACGAGCGGUGGAAGUUCCGAUGCUUCCGUUAAAUCCGGGAGAGGAAAGAGAAAGUAUCAGAAAGAGACAUCUGGUGGUAACUCCAGGAGAUGCAAUAGGAGGAAGAGAUCGGAAACUUCUGACGACGGCGUUGCUGCUGCUACGGACGUGGUGACGUUGUCUCUUUUACCAGAGACGCCUGAUAAACGAGUUUUUCCAGAUCUGAAUGUUUCUCCGGUGGAGAAGCAGCCGAAGCGGAACGGUCCGUUGUGGCUGAGUUUCAGCGGCGGCGAAGGUGGGAUGCCAAUGCCGUACAAGAAGGCGGAGAUUUCACGAAGGACGGUGGUGGUUUCGUCGUGUGUGACGGUUGAGCGUGUGACCGACGCUUGGAUCGACGGUUAUGGAUUGGGGAAGACGGAUGAUGAGAGGAAGAUGAAUCUGAUGAGGGACACGUGUCCUGGGUUUGUAUCGGACGGUGUAGGGAGAGUGACGUGGACCAAUGAAGCGUAUAGGAAGAUGGCUAAGGAGGAUAUUGAUAUUCGGAUGGAGGAAAGUGCACCGGAGAAUGAUUUUCACGUGAUGGUACGGUUAGUGAUGAAGGAGAGGCCGAUGCUAACGUACCCGGCGUUCACAUGCAGAGUGAGACUACAGUACACGUGUCAGGAUCGUGAAAGAGGUUCCGUCACGGUGCCUUGCGACGUGUGGAGAAUGAACGGAGGAGGUUUUGCGUGGAGGCUUGACGUUAAGGCCGCUUUGUGCCUGUGA
Messenger RNA from Microthlaspi erraticum, 912 nucleotides. The record is from the annotation of a GenBank genome assembly. NCBI's taxonomy places the organism in Eukaryota, Viridiplantae, Streptophyta, Magnoliopsida, Brassicales, Brassicaceae.